UCACUACGACGUCGAGUAACUGAUCACUGGGAUCUUCGCUGCUUGAAAACAAUUCUGAAAAAGUACUUCUCUGAAGAGACCUUGAAACCAGGUCAUCGUUAUUGUGGAUCGAUGUAUUACAUCCGCCCAGAAGCCCCUCGGUGCUUUACAUUAGAGCAUUACCGCAAGUUCAUUGAACUACUUCCAACCCAAGAUGACCCUGAUGUUUUCGGAAUGCAUGAAAAUGCGAAUAUUACUUUUCAGAAAAACGAAACUGGAUGGUUGCUUCAAACUCUACUGGACAUCCAACCACGGGAAUCUGCUGGUGGAGAGGAGAGGUCAGCAGAUGAAAUGGUGUACGAAAUGGCAGAAAUUAUUCUGGGAAAGCUCGUCGAAAAAAUUCAUCCUGAAGAAAUUCAUCCUGAAUUGGCAAAAGUUCCACAGAUGUGGGGAGAAGCAGCUUACCCAUCUCUAAAAAGUCUCUCUAGUUGGAUUUUCGAUCUACAAAUGAGAAUUGACUUCAUUUACAUUUGGUUACUUAACGGAAAACCUGUGUCAUUCUGGAUAUCUGGAUUCUUUUUUCCUCAAGGAUUCUUAACGGGAACACUACAAACUCACGCCAGAAAAUAUGGUUUGCCAAUUGAUGAGUUAAAUUUUGAGUUCGAUGUCCAUAGCGUGAAGUUACGUCAAGAAAAAAUAUUUACUGCUCACGUCCAAAAUGGCAAUGAAGAUCCUAAGGAGUUGUAUCUAGGGCUGUUUGAACCCGAAGAUGGAGUAUAUGUGCAUGGAAUAUUUAUUGAUGCAGCCAACUGGAAUUCGGUGCAAAGAAAGUUGGUUGAUGCUAAAGGCGGUCAAAUGCAUGGAUAUCUCCCUGUUAUGUUGAUGACACCAACAGAUAUGAAGAUAGUGGAGGAAGGGCGAUAUCACGCACCUCUGUACAAAACAGCACUACGAGCAGGAGUAUUAUCGACCACAGGACACAGCACCAAUUUUGUCAUAACAUGUUUAUUACCCUCCUAUGAGGAUGAAAGCUUUUGGAUCUUACGAGGAACAGCUCUACUUACCCAGUUGACAGAUUAAUUAUAAGAAAAAUUGGCAAAUCCUUCCUUCAAAUUAGUACUAAUUUUCAUUAUUAAUUUUCACGUUUAUUUAUCAUCGAUUAAAUCUAUUAAUGUAAACGUAAAAUAGCAAAUAUAUAUAAAACAAUAUUAAUGUAACUUUUGAUUAGUAACAUUUAAUAAAUG
This is a messenger RNA of Gryllus bimaculatus (two-spotted cricket), 1223 nucleotides long. NCBI's taxonomy places the organism in Eukaryota, Metazoa, Arthropoda, Insecta, Orthoptera, Gryllidae. The record is from the annotation of a GenBank genome assembly.